GAGAGAGAGAAGAGCUGUUUCUGUAGAGACUGACUUUUAUUUUCUCUAGUAAGGAUCGAGCUCUUGUCAAAAGGGGAAUUUAAAGAAAAGUAAACAGUUUUCUCAGUGCCAGUGACAGUCGGAAGUGGCAGGGGAAUCAUGAUUCACUUUAUUGCACAGUUAAGCACCGAAAACCAAAUCUUUUACUCGGUGCUGCUCUUUUCCUGGACCGUGUAUGUAUGGGAGGCCUACCUGGCCCAGAGACAGCGCAAGACGUACAGAGACACCACACUGGUCCCUGAAGAAUUGGGGAAGAUCAUGGACUCUGAAACUUUUGAGAAAUCUCGUCUGUACCAGCUGGAUAAAAGUACUUUUGGAUUCUGGUCUGGUCUUUAUUCUGAAACUGAGGGAACACUUAUCCUCUUGCUGGGUGGAAUUCCCUUUCUAUGGAAAAUAUCUGGACACAUCAUAGGACGUUUCAGCCUAGGACCCGAGUAUGAGAUAACUCAGUCCUUGGCAUUCCUAUUUCUGGCAACCUUAUUCAGUGCAGUCACAGGUCUCCCCUGGAGUAUCUACAACACCUUUAUCAUUGAGGAGAAACAUGGUUUUAAUCAACAGACUAUGGGAUUCUUUUUUAAGGAUGCCUUGAAGAAAUUCGCAGUAACACAGUGUAUUUUACUCCCUGUGACCUCGCUCCUGUUGUACAUCAUUAAAAUUGGUGGGGAUUAUUUCUUCAUCUAUGCCUGGCUUUUCACAUUAAUUGUUUCUCUGGUGUUGGUGACUAUCUAUGCUGAUUACAUUGCACCACUGUUUGAUAAGUUCACUCCCCUGCCUGAUGGGGAGUUGAGGGAGAAUAUUGAAGAAAUGGCCAAGAGUAUCAGUUUUCCUCUAACCAAGGUUUAUGUAGUAGAGGGAUCAAAGAGGUCAUCGCACAGCAAUGCGUAUUUUUAUGGCUUUUUUAAGAACAAGCGUAUUGUUCUGUUUGAUACGCUCCUUGAAGAUCACUCCCCAUUAAAUAAAGGAACAGGCGAUGAGAACGUUGAAAUGCAGCCGGCUGCAGGAGAUGGCAGUGAAACUGAGGCAACUGAGACCAAACUAAGACCAAAGAAUAAGAGGCAAGGCUGCAGUAACCAAGAGGUUCUAGCAGUACUUGGCCAUGAGCUUGGGCACUGGAAGCUGGGCCAUACUGUGAAAAACAUCAUUAUUAGUCAGGUGAACUCUUUCUUCUGCUUUUUCCUGUUUGCUGUUCUCAUGGACAGAAAGGAGCUUUUCUCUGCCUUUGGUUUCUGUGACACCCAACCGACUCUCAUUGGAUUGAUGAUCAUCUUCCAGUUCAUUUUCUCCCCCUACAAUGAGGUGCUAUCCUUUAGCCUGACUGUACUGAGCAGAAGAUUUGAAUUCCAGGCUGAUGCAUUUGCUAAGGACCUGGGAAAAGCCACGGACCUGUACUCUGCACUGAUAAAACUCAACAAGGAUAACCUAGGUUUCCCAGUUGCCGACUGGCUGUAUUCCAUGUGGCAUUAUUCCCACCCUCCUCUUUUGGAGAGACUCCGUGCCUUAAAGGACAAGAAAGAGGACUGAUAGAACAUAAAAGAAGGGAAAGGAACUUUCAUUCAUCUUGAAGAAAUUGAAUAGUUUCUUUUUUGUUCAAUUAUUUUUAAUUUUUCAUUCCAUGAACAGUGCAGAUUUGUACUGGAUGUUUGUAUUAUGAGAACUGGGUUAGGGUCUGAGUGCAUUUAGCUGACUGCCAGCAGUACAGAUCAAUGUAAUAUUUUAAGUUGUGUUAAGAAUACACUGGGACUUGAAUUAGUUUUUAAUUUAAAGUGUCACAUGCCUAGUAUAAUGUGGUACAAGUAUACAAGUGAGCCAGUAUAAGUCACACCAGCGCAGAUAUCUAGUGUUACAUAUCUUUGAAUCUAAGUUGCAUCAUAUCUGAGUCUUGUCACAAGUGCUCUUGGAAACUGCUUCAUGUACAUCACAUUCAAAGUUAAGGUUCAGCUCAUUUAUUUCAGUGCAUCCUCUAGCAAAUAUUUGCUACUGCUUUCGAUAUCUUCCGUUCCAGAAAACUGUGAGAUAACAUCUUAUUUAAUCACUUUAAACAAAAGUCCUUUUUUUAAAAAAAAGGUCUCAAGUUUUCUAAACGAUACUUAUGAAAGCUGCAUUUGAACCACUACCCUGAGGUACAGUUUUGAGAGGCCUUUGGGGUCUGGGACAGAAGGGAGUAGUAGAAGAAAAAAUGUAAAUGCCACUGGUCAUCAAAUGAGCUCUGUUUAGAAAUGAAAAGAGGAAUGAAAGUAAAGUUGCUUUCCUUCUCUUCCCUGCUGCAUUUUGAGUGUGUUGUGGGAGGUAUUGAUUUUUGGCAAGCUGCCUGUCAAUUCUCAGGCUCCCUGAUAGCUCGGUUGGUAAAACAUCCUUGACUAUACAGAAAAGGGGUUAGCUAGCAGUGCCACAAUUAGCCUUUUACUCCAGAAUUAGGAAGGGGCAUAAUUAGACAUUGAUUCUCCUGCACUCCCCUCCUGGAAGGGUAUGAGAGUGGAUGUUGGAGAGACGAUCAACUACUCUGCUGACACUUGCUGUCUAGUUUCAAUGAGGGAUGAUCACGAGAAAGGUACUGAACAUUACCUAUGGAACUCUACCCCACUAUGAGCCAAUGCUUUUAGGAAAGAAAUGGGGAAGUGAAAGGGAUGGGGAGAAAAUCCAAUCACUGAAAAUUAAUUACAACUGUCAAACCAUGCUGGAUUAAAUAGGUAGCUGCAGGUUUUAGCUGUAGUUUUAAUUUUCAGUUUUCAGACCAAAAUCAUUUCUUGUGGAUAGAGUUCCUUUAAAUUGCUUAUGCCUAUUUCAACAAACAUAGGAUAUGAGGAAAUAUGCACGGUUAUAACCUCAUUUGUAGAUUAACAGUGAUCCUGUUUUUGAUGUUUUCUAAUUCGCAUGGGGCAAAAUUAGCUCAACCUGGUUACAGUUUUAGCAUCUCCUCCCCCAUCCCGGGUUGUGAAUACCCCUAAUUUUAUGUCAGUUUUUAAUUUUAUUGCAUCUGGGAGACUUGAAUUCUAGCGCACUUUGACUGUGGAAGUUUAUAUUAUGCAUUUUUUUUUUCCUCAUUUGGAAGUGACUGUACAGGAAGCAAAUUGACUGAAAUGAUCCUGGUCUGUAUCUUAACUGGCAUGUGGAAAUGCAUUUUUAUUUGGUACCUGUGAAGUAAUUUGCCCAUUACUUUAUCUUUCUGUAUUGCCCAGAGCAUCUCAAUCCAUGUCGGUUAUGUUGAUAUACGCAACAGAAGAGGCCAAGUGCGGUUGCUGCUAAUUGUAUUCAGUUGUUAAAUGACCAGUUCCAAAUACUAAAAUAAAUGUUCACAGUGUGUA
This is a messenger RNA of Carcharodon carcharias (great white shark), 3341 nucleotides long. RefSeq names its product zinc metallopeptidase, STE24 homolog (gene zmpste24). Bases 139 to 1560 code for a protein of 473 amino acids. The transcript has 10 exons. Gene Ontology annotation, cellular component: endoplasmic reticulum membrane. Gene Ontology annotation, molecular function: metalloendopeptidase activity. Lineage: Eukaryota; Metazoa; Chordata; Chondrichthyes; Lamniformes; Lamnidae. The record is from RefSeq and is a predicted model, not a curated record. Gene Ontology annotation, biological process: CAAX-box protein processing.